Messenger RNA from Eleginops maclovinus (Patagonian blennie), 1306 nucleotides. RefSeq names its product dynactin 3 (p22) (gene dctn3). The transcript is spliced from 7 exons. Bases 103 to 666 code for a protein of 187 amino acids. Lineage: Eukaryota; Metazoa; Chordata; Actinopteri; Perciformes; Eleginopidae. Gene Ontology annotation, biological process: cytoskeleton-dependent cytokinesis. Gene Ontology annotation, cellular component: dynactin complex. The record is from RefSeq and is a predicted model, not a curated record.
CGGUAAUGCGCCUUUAACGCUGGCGGCCACCUACCAUAAUACCGUCGAAAGAAGAAGAAGAAUAAGGAGCUGUUUGGAUUUUGUUCCAUAUUAGCUUCAAGGAUGGAUAAACAGUUGGAGGCGGAUAAGCUGGAAAUGCGACUCCUGACGCUGGAAAGUCGUAUAUAUGGCGAGAGAAGAAACAAAAGUGCAAAACCCGCCAAGUGUGCUGAGUCUUUGGCCAGGAUUCAGGCAGGUCUGACCAACACGGCCAACAAGAGAGAGCGAGUGAAGAUCCUGCACAAGAAGAUUGAAGACCUGCUGAAGUACCUGGACCCUCAGUUCACCGAUCAUAUCACUGUACCUGACGCCAUGAAGCUGGAGUUCAUUCUGGCUGAGGAGGACUUCCUGCUUUCCCAGGCUGCUUUGCUGGAGCAGGCCAGCACCUUGCAGCCUCUGCUGGACAGCAACUACAUCAGAGAUGUACCAGAGCACGCCACCAAGCUGCAGCGCCUGUCGCAGAUCCACAUCAAAGAGCAGGACCAAACUGAGACUCAGUACCUGGAAGUGAAGAAGCUUAUUGAGGAGUACAACAAAAUGAUGUUCCUGCUCUCGAAGCAGUUUGCCCAAUGGGACGAGACCCUGAGGAAGCUGGAAGAGGCCAAGGGAAUUCGACCUGUGGAGUAGCUUCUGUCUACACACAGACACAGACACACACACACACACACACACACACACACACACACACACACACACACAUACACUUCUGAUGAGGAUGGGGAUGAUGAAGGAGUCAGCACUGUGGAGGGAGCCACACAGAUUCUAAAAUGUCCCCUUUUUCAAACCGCUCAUCAGUCGGUAAACAGAAUGUAAUUGAGUCAGGCAACAUAACAUUGAAACACUACGUUGUUCGUGUUAUAAAAUUCUCCAAUCCAGGCCAAAUAUUUCAGCUAUAACCCUGUUCUCCAAAUUGUUGUUCGGGUUCUCGCUCAUGUGACUCUUCGUCAGUCCUCUGGAGGAACUCCCAUCGCGUGACGUCUGGCUCAUUUAUUUAUUUUCAGUCAAUAAAGCUUGCUUGUUGACUCAACGUGUAAUACGUUCCUGUAUGCCUCCCUAUUACAAGUCACAAGACACACAACACACACACACACAUCCUCUUUCAGUCUUUAUAUUUUCCCUCUCCAUGCUUCCUGACAUGAUUUGUAAUAAAACUCAAAAAGCUUAAUUAUUCUGUCCAAUAUUCUGCUUUCUAAAGUGUUCCAUAUGUUUAGUUUCAUUAUACAUAAAUGUGGUUAUUCAAUAAAUAUUUCCUUCUGUCUUUCACUUC